Messenger RNA from Erigeron canadensis, 435 nucleotides. RefSeq lists its product as uncharacterized. The coding region runs from base 1 to 435 and encodes 144 amino acids. The transcript has a single exon. The record is from RefSeq and is a predicted model, not a curated record. NCBI's taxonomy places the organism in Eukaryota, Viridiplantae, Streptophyta, Magnoliopsida, Asterales, Asteraceae.
AUGCAGGUUUCUAUUGGCCGACUAUUUUCAAGGAAGCUCAGACGUCAGUGGAAACUUGUGACUAUUGGCCGACAUAGGUUUUUGCAGUUGAAUGAGCUUGAUGAGCUUAGAUUAGGUGCCUAUGAUAACUCCAUGUUGUACAAAGAAAGAACAAAAGUGUGGCAUGAUAAAAGACUUCGUAGGAAAGAAUUUAAAGUUGGUGAUAAAGUCUUAUUGUUUUUGUCAAAGUUUAAGAUUAAGCAACCUAAAUUGACUUCCCGUUGGAUAGGACCUUAUGUAAUUAAGCAUGUUUACCCAUCCGGAUACGUUGAGUUGUUUAAAAAGGAUGGAGGGUCGUUUAUUGUUAAUGGUCAUAGGUUGAAGCUUUAUCAUGAGGAAGAAGCCGUGGAGGGAGUUACUUUUGAGGAACUCCCAUUGUUUGAUUUCGAAGAGUAA